Gadus macrocephalus (Pacific cod) is the source of this 2835-nucleotide messenger RNA. Its product is annotated as integrin beta-4-like. Gene Ontology annotation, molecular function: protein binding. The record is from RefSeq and is a predicted model, not a curated record. The transcript is spliced from 9 exons. Bases 112 to 1581 code for a protein of 489 amino acids. Lineage: Eukaryota; Metazoa; Chordata; Actinopteri; Gadiformes; Gadidae.
UUUUCGUUGGAUGUCGGCUCCCCAGGUGACCAGCUGAUCAACGGAAAGUACGAGCAGGGCUUCCUGUUCCCGGGGAGCACGUCGAGGAACGUGUCCUCCUCCUCCUCGCCGAUGUCCACGCUGAGCUACCGGGGGGCGGGGGGCUCCAUGAACACCACCUUGGACAGCACCACCACCACCACCUACCUGAGCGGACAGGACAAGACAUCCACCACCUACCUGAGCGGACAGGGGAACACCUUCCAGCAAGACUUCAUGAUCGGGGGUAUCGGAGGUCUCGGCGGUCCGGGAGGUCUCGGCGGUCCGGGAGGUCUCGGCGGUCCGGGGGGAGCCGGGGGGAGUUCCACCCGGCAGGUGGUGAUGAGGAAGCACUCUGAGAACCGCGGCUACGCGGACGAGAACAUCCGGGACUCCAUCAUCAUGGGGGACAUCGGAGGCCGCUUCCCAGACCUCGGGGGCUUUGGCUUGGCCGGGACAGAGAGCAGCUUUCAGAGCCAGUACGGCAGCAGCAGCAGCAGCAGCACCUACGGCUUCUCUCAGACCGCUUCGGCCUCGCGGGCCAGGACCGAGUCGUCGGAUGUCUACGACGCCCUGCAUAACCUCGACCGGGUGCUCCAGGCAGACAGCAGGGGGAACCCGGGGGUGCCCGACACCCCCACCAGGCUGGUGUUCUCCGCCCUGGGUCCCACCGCCCUGCGGGUCAGCUGGCAGGAGCCCCACUGCGACCGGGACAUCCUGGGGUACAGCGUCCUCUACCAGCAGCUCAAUGGAGGCGAGGUGAAGCGCAUCAACGUCAGCAGUCCUGGGGACAACUCGGUGGUGGUGCAGGACCUGCUGCCCAACCACUCGUACCUGUUCAAGGUGAAGGCCCAGAGCCAGGAGGGCUGGGGCCCCGAGAGAGAGGGGGUCAUCACCAUCGAGUCCGCCGUGGACCCCCAGAGUCCGCUCAGCCCCAUGCCAGGCUCCCCCUUCACCCUGAGCACGCCCAGCGCACCGGGGCCCCUGGUGUUCACGGCCCUCAGCCCCGAGGCGCUGCAGCUGAGCUGGGACAAACCCCGCAAGCCCAACGGGGACAUCCUGGGCUACGUGGUGACCUGCGAGCAGCUGCACGGAGGAGGUGACCUGCGGUCCUUCCAGGUGAGUGGGGACAGCGCCGAGACCAGCCUGACCGUGCCAAACCUCAGCGAGAACAUGCCCUACAAGUUCAAGGUCCAGGCCCGGACCACGCAGGGCUUCGGCCCCGAGAGGGAGGGCAUCAUCACCAUCGAGUCCCAGGACGGAGGCACGAUGUCUCAGUACAGCGGGGGCAGCUCCAUGACCAGGAGGGAGGUGUUCCAGAUGCCCGCUGAAGUCAGCUCGCACACCAACGUGUCCCGCACUGUGUUCACCGAGCCCUACUUUGGCGAGGACAGCGGUGGCGGCGGCGGCGGCAGCAUGAUGAUGACCACGCAGCACAUGGAGACGAGUGGCGUGAUGACCACGGGCAUGGUGACCCGCCAGGUCACCCAGGGGAUGGUGCAGAAGAGCAUGGUGGGCGGCACCACCGUCACCAAGAAGGUGGAGCGCUUCUACGAAUCCUAAGGACCCCCACCCGACGGUACCACCACCACCAACACCACCACCACCCCUCCCCCAAACGCACCCAAGGUCCAUAAAAGUUCUGGCCGCCAUCUUGGUUCUUUCCGACCAAAGAUUUUCGAAUCACCAAGCCACCAUUUUGUUUUUAUUCUCGUUAUGUUGACAAAGCAUUUAGAUGUAUGCGUUUUAUUUCUUUUUAAGACAACAUUGUUUAGUUUAGUUUUUGUGUUAGUAGGUGAACCUCUGUUACAUCCCCUCUAGCGCUUUAAGGUUUAUUUUUUACAAAGUUAAAAUGCAUUUUGAUGCUAGUUUUGCGUUGAGUGAUGCGUUCAAGUCCGCUCCGCAUCGACGCCUGCCAACGGAUUAUAAGGCUUGAAAUGAGGACAGCCAAUGAUAAUCUGUACAGUUGUUCCAAAAUCCAAAGUGACCUUAUCUCCCCCCUGCUUCCCUCCCCCUGUCUCACAUCCCCAGCCUGUCAUUUGAGAUUGAUACAUGGCUCUACUACACUAGAUGGCUAAACGGGAUUACCACCGGUACUAAUACCCGCUCCUAAAUCUUCCUUGUGCUUAACAUGAUAAUUAGUCAGGAAGAGAAGGGGGGGCGAUUUUUCUACGAAUGCUAGUGCUAAUUUUACAAACGGUUAGCUUCACUGUGUGCAAGAUGCAUUUCGACUAUUGUAAUUUUAUUGGAUGUAUAUACAGAACUAGCCAGACUUCAUGGUUAAAUGUGGACCCUGUCGUGCCAAUGAAGGCAAACAGGGGAUUUCAUUAUGGUGUUAUGUUACCCAUUAUUGCUCCAAAGUACACAACACUUUGGGUUUAACAUACCAGAAUUGAACAUCUUUUCUUCGUAGUAUCAUACGUACUCGUGGGCACCAUUCUUUAAAGGUUAUACUCAUUAAAAGAUAAAAGGGGUUUUCAUUACUCAAGAUGUGUUUUGCAAUGAGCUGUAUAUUCUUACAAAGAUAGCAAUAUUUUUUCCAUUAGUUUCUUUUGAAAGAUGAGAUCAUGAUACUUUUAAGAACUAGCUUUUUCAGGCAUUAAGAUUGUGCUUACGUUUUAAUUUGACAUUUUUAUAUGAGGGAACAACUUUUGUAUUUGCACCAAGAAAAAAAAACGUGCCAUAGUAUUCCUGCACUUCAGAUAAACUUGUACGAGUUGCUUCAUUAUAACAGCAAAAACCUUUUGGCUUUGUUUGUAUUUUUGUAUCUGGGUAUAUCCACUUUAAUGCACUUAAUAAAGACUCUAAGUAAACUUC